This is a messenger RNA of Exaiptasia diaphana, 3609 nucleotides long. Its product is annotated as puromycin-sensitive aminopeptidase. Gene Ontology annotation, biological process: proteolysis; peptide catabolic process. Bases 1 to 3609 code for a protein of 1202 amino acids. Gene Ontology annotation, cellular component: cytoplasm. The transcript has 30 exons. Gene Ontology annotation, molecular function: metalloaminopeptidase activity; zinc ion binding; peptide binding. The record is from RefSeq and is a predicted model, not a curated record. Lineage: Eukaryota; Metazoa; Cnidaria; Anthozoa; Actiniaria; Aiptasiidae.
AUGACAUCUGUGGGAACAAGUUUCAUUUUCGCCGGUUAUCGAGCUGCAACUAUUUCCAGGAAUUUGCUUCAAAGACGUUCUAUUGUCUGCGUUUUUCCAUUUCCACAGUCCAGAAAUACCUUGACCAGUCUUUUGCGCAGCAAAUAUUUUUCAGUGAUGAGUUCCGAACGAAAGCCCUUUGAAAGACUACCAGCGAGCGUGGUUCCAAGAAACUACAACCUUUCUCUUCAACCAGAUUUGAAAGAGUUUGUUUUUAAAGGCAAUGAAGUCGUUUCAGUUGAGGUUACCAAGACAACCAGUGAAGUCAUUUUAAACUGUGUKGACAUUGCAAUCAAUUCUGCUAAAUUCACUUCUGGUGAUGUUGAUUUAACUGCAGGUGAUAUCAACUACAGUAAAGAUGAUGAAACAGCAACAUUAGUGUUUCCUUCUGAUCUUCCUGUUGGCAAUGGCAGUAUACAUCUUGAUUUUACUGGAGAACUCAAUGAUAAGAUGAAAGGAUUCUAUCGCAGUAAAUACAUUGACAAUGGCCAGGAAAAGUACUGUGCAGUCACACAGUUUGAGCCUACAGAUGCCCGCCGGGCUUUUCCUUGCUGGGAUGAGCCUGCCAUCAAAGCAACAUUUGAUGUUACAUUAGUUGUACCCAAGGAUUUGGUGGCUUUGUCAAACAUGAAUGUCAUUGAAGAAAACCCAGCCGAUGAUCCUUCCCUCAAGAUAGUCAAGUAUGCACAAACUCCCAUAAUGUCCACAUAUCUACUAGCAUUUGUGGUUGGAGAGUAUGACUAUGUAGAGGAUCAAGACCAGGACGGUGUAUUGGUACGAGUGUACACACCUAAAGGCAAAUCUGUACAAGGAAAGUUUGCYUUGGAAGUGGCAGUAAAAACGUUACCGUUUUAUAAGGAGUAUUUUGGUAUCAGUUAUCCACUUCCCAAGAUGGAUUUGAUUGCUAUUGCUGACUUUGCUGCAGGUGCUAUGGAAAACUGGGGACUUGUUACAUACAGGGAAACAGCUUUGUUGAUUGAUCCUGAAAACUCUUCAUCAGCAACAAAACAGUGGGUUGCACUUGUAGUUGGUGAGCAGCAGAACAUUCCUCUUUACAUCAGUUCACUAGAUAGACAUACAUUAUUUAGUGAAAAUGUAACGGGUCGAGAACUUGCCUGGACGUUUGUGAAAGAGAACUGGUCUUAUUUACAUGAUAGCUAUGAAGGAGGUUUCCUGUUAUCAAGACUAGUCAAGUGUACUACUGAGAAUUUUGCAAGUGAAGAAAAGGCUAAAGAAAUUGAGCAAUUCUUUGCCAAACACUCCGUGGCGGCAGCAGAACGUACGGUACAGCAGUCUUUGGAAAAUGUUCGACUGAACAUUGCGUGGUUGUCACGUGAUGCCGACUCUACCAAGGCCUGGCUACAAAUUUCUCGGUGUUCUUCAAAUCCUUCAAUUCAGAAAUUUGCUCUGCAAACUAGUUAUCAAUACACAGUAGUGAUGAGUUCCGAACGAAAGCCCUUUGAAAGACUACCAACGAGCGUGGUUCCAAGAAACUACAACCUUUCUCUUCAACCAGAUUUGAAAGAGUUUGUUUUUAAAGGCAAUGAAGUCGUUUCCAUUGAGGUUACCAAGACAACCAGGGAAGUCAUUUUAAACUGUGUGGACAUUGCAAUCAAUACUGCUAAAUUCACUUCUGGGGAUGUGGAUUUCAACUACAGUGAUAUCAACUACAGUAAAGAUGAUGAAACAGCAACAUUAGUGUUUCCUUCUGAUCUUCCUGUUGGCAAUGGCAGUAUUCAUCUUGAUUUUACUGGAGAACUCAAUGAUAAGAUGAAAGGAUUCUAUCGCAGUAAAUACAUUGACAAUGGCCAGGAAAAGUACUGUGCAGUCACACAGUUUGAGGCUACAGAUGCCCGUCGGGCUUUCCCAUGUUGGGAUGAGCCUGCCAUCAAAGCAACAUUUGAUGUUACAUUAGUUGUACCCAAGGAUUUGGUUGCUUUGUCAAACAUGAAUGUCAUUGAAGAAAACCCAGCCGAUGAUCCUUCCCUCAAGAUAGUCAGGUAUGCACAAACUCCCAUAAUGUCCACAUAUCUACUAGCAUUUGUAGUUGGAGAGUAUGACUAUGUAGAGGAUCAAGACCAGGACGGUGUAUUGGUACGAGUGUACACACCUAAAGGCAAAUCUAUACAAGGAAAGUUUGCCUUGGAUGUGGCAGUAAAAACCUUACCAUUUUAUAAGGAGUAUUUUGGAAUCAGUUAUCCACUUCCAAAGAUGGAUAUGAUUGCUAUUGCUGACUAUAUUGGAGGUGCUAUGGAAAACUGGGGACUUAUUACAUAUGUGGAAACAGCUUUGUUGAUUGAUCCUGAAAACUCUUCAUCAGCAACAAAACAAAGGGUUGCACUUAUAGUUGGACAUGAAAUAGCUCAUCAGUGGUUUGGUAACCUGGUCACUAUGGAAUGGUGGACACACUUGUGGUUGAAUGAAGGUUUUGCUACAUGGAUUGAGUACCUUUGUGUAGACCAUUGUUUCCCUAAGUAUGACAUAUGGACACAGUUUGUCACCACUGACCACUCUAGAGGAAUGGACUUGGACGCUUUGAAUAACAGCCAUCCAAUUGAGGUGCCAGUAUGUCAUCCUGCAGAGAUUGAGGAAAUAUUUGAUGCCAUAUCAUACAGCAAGGGGGCUUCAGUCAUUCGAAUGUUACAUCAUUAUAUUGGUGAUAAAGAUUUUAGAGCUGGUUUGAAUCAAUAUCUUAGCAAUUUUGAAUACAAAAAUGCAUAUACUGAGGAUUUAUGGGAGUAUCUUGGGAAGGCAGGUGGUAAACCUGUAGCUGAUGUCAUGACAUCCUGGACAAAACAAAUGGGCUUCCCUGUACUUGCUGUCAAAGCAAAACAGAAAGGAAAUGACAAAGCGUUAAUGAUUGUACAGAAGAAGUUCUGUGCUGAUGGCUCUUCUGAAGGCACUGAUCAACUAUGGCAUGUCCCAGUAAGUGUGAUCACUAACACAAGUACAACAGAACCAGNAUUGCACAGCCAUCUGGACGCCCUUCUUCGUGGUCUUGUUAUCAAUCGCCUUGGUAAAUAUGGACAUGAACCAACCAUCCAGGAAGCAAGACGACGAUUUGAUGCUCACUGCAAAAAGGAAGCUACAAUCAAUGCUGAUCUGCGGUCUGCARUGUACAGCAUUGUUUUAGAACAUGGCGACGAGACUACGCUGGAUGCUGUGGAGAAAUUGUUCAAAGAGGCUGACUUGCAUGAGGAACGUGAACGGCUCAUGCGCUGUAUGGGCAAGGUUACACAGCCUGAGCUGAUCAACAGGGUGUUGAAGUUUGCCAUAUCUGAUAAUGUACGGUCACAAGAUACGGUGUUUGUCAUCGCUGGUGUUACUGGAAGUGUAACGGGUCGAGAACUUGCCUGGACGUUUGUGAAAGAGAACUGGUCUUAUUUACAUGAUUGCUAUGAAGGAGGUUUCCUGUUAUCAAGAAUAAUUAAGCAAUUCUUUGCCAAGCGCCCCGUACCGGAAGCAGAACGCACAUUGCAGCAGUCCUUGGAAAAUAUUCGACUAAACAUUGCGUGGUUGUCACGUGAUGCCAACUCCACCAAGGCUUGGAUACAAGGCAAAGGGUUUUAA